AUGUCUUUCGAUGGGAAUGAGAAUGCGAUAAAUGUUCAGACCUGGUCUGAGUAUGGGAAGACGUGGUUUGGGGACAAUAUUGCCACUACCAAAGAGUCAGUUUUUCUAGAGAAGGUGAUUAUCAGUGUCAAGCAGGCGCAUUGGUCUGAGUUAUCAAGGAUUUGGGCCAGAUGGGAUGACAAUGAAAAGAUACUAUUCAGAGAGGUAUACAGUGACAUCGUCGAGUUGCUGAGGGUAUCGAUAGAUGCAGUGGUGGUACGAGUCUUGGCUGAGUGUUGGAAUCCGGCUUAUCGUUGCUUCACUUUCGGUAAGGUGGACAUGACCCCUACCCUGGAAGAAUAUACAACUCCACUGAACAUCCCAAAUAUUAGGAGACAUUCCCUUUACACCAAGGCAAUCCGACCUAAGGGGUUCACAACCAAGAUGAUCACAUUGACGGGAAAGACCAAGGAAUGGGUCAAAGAGUACAUUCACGAUGAGAGAAUCUCUUGGGCUCAGCUGAAGAGUUUGAUUUACGAGCAGACGCAAUCCAAGAGGAGGAGAGAUCACUUUGCGCUCGCGGUAUAUGGCUUGGUAGUUUUCCCAUGGAAAGAGGAUCAUUUUGAUAUCGCCUUAAUCGAUUUUGUCGAAGUCAUAUCCAGAAAGACAAAUCCCGCACCAACCAUCAUAGCGAAAACGUUCUUGUCACUAAACCAGUGUAGACGAUCGGGGGAGUCAGAUUUCUCUCCUCUAGUGGACUUCCUCGACAAGUUCCAAAUCUCGGAGCAUCGCAAGAGGAAAGACUGGGUUGAAGCCCUCCGGAACAUAAAAGAUACCGAGAUAGUAUGGAAAGCUUACUGGUUGCCCAAAGAAGACAUACUAUAUAGGUGCGGCAACAAUAGCUUUUUGAUGUUGCACGAACUAUGGGGAGCAGUCGGUUAUACUCCACUGAUAGCACUCUGA
This is a messenger RNA of Hibiscus syriacus, 942 nucleotides long. RefSeq lists its product as uncharacterized. NCBI's taxonomy places the organism in Eukaryota, Viridiplantae, Streptophyta, Magnoliopsida, Malvales, Malvaceae. The transcript has 2 exons. The record is from RefSeq and is a predicted model, not a curated record. The coding region runs from base 1 to 942 and encodes 313 amino acids.